AUGGCAGAAGGUUCCCAGAUCCAGAUCACUCAAAUCGACGUGGACCUAGACGUGCAAGAGAUUCUACUCGCAUCGUCGCAACAUGACAUCCCCAAGCUCCGCCGUCUGGUGCGCACCCAAUCAGUCCUCCCUGACGCAGCAAACGUCAAAGAUCCAGAGACAGGCUACACGCCUCUCCACGCCGCUAUCGCAGCCUGCGAACCGGAUUCAGAAGACGAAGCCAAUGGCGUGAACGGCGCAGAGACUAACGGAGCGAAGGACGACACCAGCUCUGUUGAUCCUGAACUAACGAAGUCUGGAGUCGAGACUGUUCGAUUCUUGCUGCAGGAGGGCGCUAUCUGGAAUGAUCUUGAUAACAGCAACGAGACACCCGGCUGUCUGGCACGACGCAUUAAAGCGUUGGAGCUUUACGAGCUUAUUGUCGAUGCUGGUGUUCGGGCUGAAAUGCUUUUGAGUCGGCUGGACGGGUACGAAGAGCUAUCUGACGACGAUGACGAGGAAGAGGACACAGAGGAGAAAGACGAUGUCGAUGAGGUCGCGCCUGAACUUGUCGAUGCCUCUGCAGACCAAAAACCCGAAUCCGAACCCGCUUCUACAGAAACGGAUACGCCUGACAACCCGGGUGUGUCGAACAGGGGGUACCUCGAUUCCUCGCUCAACAUCUCAAACGAUCGUAUCUUGGACUCAGACCAGAAUGGCGUCAUGAUGCGCUGGGAGAGCGAUAUCAUGCGCAAAUCCGCACAAGCGCUGCUCCCUCGUCCUGGGCUCAAGGUUCUGAAUGUUGGGCAUGGAAUGGGCAUUGUUGAUGGAUUCUUGCAGGAGCAGAGUCCUGCAGCGCAUCAUAUCAUCGAGGCGCAUCCGGAUGUUGUUGCGGAGAUGAAGCGUCGUGGAUGGGAUACUAAGCCUGGUGUUGUCAUUCAUGAGGGGCGAUGGCAGGAUAUCUUGCCUGGCCUUGUCGGUGCUGGAGAAACGUUUGAUGCUAUCUACUAUGAUACAUUCGCAGAGUCGUAUUCUGAUUUCCGGGAUUUCUUUUCCGAGGAGGUUAUUGGGUUGUUAGAGCAGACUGGCAAAUGGGGCUUCUUUAAUGGAAUGGGGGCUGAUCGGCAGAUUUCGUAUGAUGUUUAUCAGAAAGUUGCUGAGAUGGAUCUGUUUGAGGCUGGAUUUGACGUUGAUUGGGAGGAUAUCCCUGUCCCCAAGUUGGAGGGCGAGUGGGAAGGCGUGCGACGGGCUUACUGGGUAGUGGAUAACUAUCGGUUGCCACUCUGCCGUUUUAUGGAUUAG
This is a messenger RNA of Penicillium taxi, 1281 nucleotides long. RefSeq names its product protein-arginine N5-methyltransferase (gene rmt2). Gene Ontology annotation, molecular function: protein arginine N5-methyltransferase activity. The transcript has a single exon. Gene Ontology annotation, cellular component: nucleus; cytoplasm. Lineage: Eukaryota; Fungi; Ascomycota; Eurotiomycetes; Eurotiales; Aspergillaceae. Bases 1 to 1281 code for a protein of 426 amino acids. Gene Ontology annotation, biological process: peptidyl-arginine methylation. The record is from RefSeq and is a predicted model, not a curated record.